Messenger RNA from Aspergillus wentii DTO 134E9, 850 nucleotides. RefSeq names its product calcineurin regulatory subunit B (gene cnaB). Bases 132 to 707 code for a protein of 191 amino acids. NCBI's taxonomy places the organism in Eukaryota, Fungi, Ascomycota, Eurotiomycetes, Eurotiales, Aspergillaceae. The transcript has 4 exons. Gene Ontology annotation, molecular function: calcium ion binding; calcium-dependent protein serine/threonine phosphatase regulator activity. The record is from RefSeq and is a predicted model, not a curated record.
CCCCGACCGCGUCCCCAUCACAUGUUGCCAUCAUAGUUUAUCUGGACGUACCAUUGAUUAUCUUUUGCCUCCUUUUCUCCUUUCGCCUCACCACGUACAAGACCCCAUCGCCACCGUGAUCGCUGCCAGCUAUGGAAGGUGAACCCAACAGUGCCGCUCUCCAUGAUGCGCGGAGACGAAGAGGCUCCGUUGGUACAUCGCAGCUUUUCGACAACAUUGUCUCGGCUUCCAACUUCGACAGAGAUGAGGUGGACCGACUCCGCAAGCGGUUUAUGAAAUUAGACAAGGACAGUUCCGGAACGAUCGACCGCGAAGAAUUCCUUUCCCUUCCUCAGGUUUCCUCCAACCCGUUGGCAACGAGAAUGAUCGCAAUCUUCGACGAAGACGGUGGCGGCGACGUCGACUUCCAGGAAUUCGUGUCUGGAUUGUCAGCAUUCAGCUCCAAGGGAAACAAGGAGGAGAAGUUGCGGUUCGCGUUCAAGGUGUACGACAUUGACCGAGACGGGUACAUUUCCAACGGAGAGCUGUUUAUCGUGCUGAAGAUGAUGGUCGGAAACAACCUCAAGGACAUCCAGCUGCAGCAGAUCGUGGAUAAGACUAUCAUGGAGGCGGAUAAGGAUCAAGAUGGCAAGAUCAGCUUCGAGGAGUUUACGGAGAUGGUGGAGAACACGGACGUCAGUCUCAGCAUGACACUGAGUAUGUUCUGAGCGAGUCGAACGAUCAGCGAAAGGAUCAUACUCCGCACCAUUCCACCAAGUCGGAUUUCCCUGUCGCCAUGAGGUGUUUAGCACGACACCUCGUUCCUUAUUCCUUAUUCUGCUGUUUUCACUGUCGUUGUUUUUUCUUUCUU